AUGUUUCUUCAAGCAGUGCGCAUUUUCAAUACUGUGGUCAUGAAAAUUAUGUUCAUGUUUGGGACGAUAUUCAGCAAGCUCUCACAUGUGCUGAUACACCCGAAGUCAGAUUUUUGGCGAUUUUGGCGACUUUUAACGGUUUUGCAAACAGCGUGUUUAUUUCUAAGUCUUUUGGUGCAGAGAGUGAUGCAGCCACAAAAGGGACGUCUGCCCUACUUGGCUUCGAUUCGCAGGCAUGGCACACGCGAGCACGUGUGCACAGGGAUUCUGGUGGAUAAGUGGGUAGUGCUAACAGCUGCUCACUGCGUCUACCCACAGUCUCCAUACUCGGCGGGACCGCGGCCUGUGGUGCACAUAGGCGCCACUAGUGUAGAUGGUCGAGACGAUGAGGUCCAGGUGACCAUGGUAAGUUCCACCCAUAUACACGAACGAUGGACGCCUGCACUUGGCCAGCGAUCGCCAUUCAAUGUUGCUCUUCUCCGCCUGAGCCAGAGUUCCGACAGACAUGUGCCACAGAUCUUGACCGAUCAUGUGGGCCUUCGCAUCGGACUGAUGUUGUACGUUGCCGGGUGGGGCGUCGAUCCAGGAGGUCCAAAAUUAGGUCAAAGCAUAUUCGGCACCCUGAAGGUAGAGCACCAUCAGUUUCUAGAUGGCACACAUUGCAACAGGUCCACGCUCUGGGCAGGGGAAAUUCAGGGAGGCUUGGUGUGCGGCCUCGCACAGGAGGGGCAGGCGAGCUGCAUAGCGGAUUCAGGAUCACCCAUGAUGUUGCUUGAUAUGCCCGGGUACGAUGUGGACUGUGGCAGCCCGCAGCUUGAUUUCCUCGUUGGAAUCAACAUUGAUGGUGCACCGUGCGGAACCUCAGCCAAACCCGACAUCUUUCUGGAUCUGAGGGACCUUGCCCCAUGGAUACAGCAACACAUUGAUGUUGACGGGCAUCACAAGCAUGAGCUCUGA
This is a messenger RNA of Ostreobium quekettii, 957 nucleotides long. The record is from the annotation of a GenBank genome assembly. NCBI's taxonomy places the organism in Eukaryota, Viridiplantae, Chlorophyta, Ulvophyceae, Bryopsidales, Ostreobiaceae.